Huiozyma naganishii CBS 8797 is the source of this 417-nucleotide messenger RNA. It is a transcript of the gene GOT1, whose product is annotated as Got1p. The transcript is spliced from 2 exons. Gene Ontology annotation, biological process: retrograde transport, endosome to Golgi; endoplasmic reticulum to Golgi vesicle-mediated transport. The coding region runs from base 1 to 417 and encodes 138 amino acids. Gene Ontology annotation, cellular component: Golgi membrane; endoplasmic reticulum; Golgi cis cisterna. The record is from RefSeq and is a predicted model, not a curated record. NCBI's taxonomy places the organism in Eukaryota, Fungi, Ascomycota, Saccharomycetes, Saccharomycetales, Saccharomycetaceae.
AUGUGGUUGAGUGAGUCCCAAAGAUUUGGGGUUGCAUUCACCUUUGGUGGGUUUCUGUUUUUUAUGUUUGGUAUAAUAACAUUUUUUGAUAGGGCUCUGCUGGCAUUGGGUAAUAUUCUGUUCUUAAUUGGGUUGCUACUGAUAAUUGGUACCCAAAAGACCCUAGUAUUUUUCACAAGACCCACGAAGAGGCGUGGGACUCUAUUCUUUACCUUUGGGAUACUUCUCAUCCUCUUUAAAUGGACUUUCACCGGAUUUAUCGUUGAAACAAUCGGCAUAUUCGGCCUCUUCGGUGACUUCUUUGGUGUUGUAGUACAGUUUUUGAGAUCCAUGCCAAUUAUCGGACCAAUUCUAUCAAUGCCACCUAUUGCCCCGAUUAUUGAUAGAAUUGCAGGUGUUAGCGUUUUACCUGUGUAG